GUCUUGACGCAGAUGUGUGUAUUUGCAGAGAAUGACAUUUGCGCGACUUGUCCUUUGAUUUUAAACUACAUUUCCCAUGAUCCUUUCUGUUGAAACAGGAAGUGUGGUUCUGGCGUAAACAUGAAGCGGGUUACACGUCAUGCCUGUGAUGAUGUGCCCAUCCCUGAAGAACAGGAGACAGAGGGCCAGAGACAACUACACAAUCUGCUGCUACAGCAACUGGAUACAGAUGUAAACAUUGACCGGUGUGUCGCUAAGAAGAAAUGCUUUGCUCCGGCAGCAGUAUACAAGCCUUUUGGGGAACAGGCAGCAGGUGUGAGGAGUCUGUCCCAGUUCCAGGCCUUGCAGGAUGGGGAUCAGGAACUGGCCACUCUAAGGGAGUUGGGCCUUACAGAUGCUGAAAUAGAGCUGUGGAGAUGCAGGGACCAGCCGGAGAGCUCUUGGAAGGAAAGAGGGGUUUGUGUGGAACCAGAGGCAAGGAAUCAGCGCCUGCAGGCGAUCCAGGAUAAAAUGGUGGCACAUGCAGAGCUGCUGUCCCGACCUCAGCGUUUCUCGAGCAGUCGGCCUCUUUCCCGUAGGGAGAUGGAAAUCGAAAAGGCUCUUUUCCACGGCAGUGACCGCUGCAGCUUCCUUACUGCCCUUUACCACCGAGAAGAAGAGUCACUGGUCAGCCAGCAGGGGGUGACAUCUGUCAUCACAAUGGACCAUUUCUAUAAACACUUUCUUGAAGGCCAGAACAAAAAUUUUGCUAGUACUUCAGAGCGUUUUCCUCAAUCAGAAAUUGUCACAAAUACCCAAUGUAAAUCAUCAAGCUUUAAAACUGACCAAUCAACUUGCGCAGUCCGUGAUUCCAGUCCAUCCAAAGACCAACCCAUAUCCCCGGAUUCAAGCCCUGUAUCGGACACUAUCAUCCAACCACAGUCUCAAGAAAAAAGUGUUAAAACUAUGAAAAUGACAGUUAGUCAGUCCAUUGGCACACUGUGUGCAGCUCUUGUCCAAGGGCAUGAUGGGCCUAUGAAAGUAAGUGGAAGGAUAGAGGAAAUUUCAGAUGAAGAGAUCAUGAACAAUCGUGAGACAGAAGAGGAUAUACGGAAUAUUCCCCGAUUUAAGAAUUACCAGAGAGGAAAUCCAUCCAAUGUCCUGUGCGUGAAGAACAUGAGUCCACGAGCAACAGUGGCUCAGCUUGUUUCUCUUUUUUCAAGGUUUCAGAAGGACGACAAACAGCCCAUUCUGUACCGCUUGUUGACUGGCCGACUCAAGGGCCAGGCUUUCAUUACGCUCUCUGAGUACUCCCCCCAUCCCAGAUAAGGAUAGGAUAAGAAUAGUUAGAAGUGAGGAGAUGGGGAUGCUGGAACAGCUGUUAUGGAACAGAGAUAUGAUGGUGACGUAGGCUUCCACUUCACUCAGAAUGUCAUUGUAAGAGUCACAUGGUGGCUUCAGAACAGACAGGGCUUCUUCCAUUAACUCUACGACUUCAUCCAGGCUCUUUUCUCCUGAUCCACACAGAAGCUCAGUGAUUCUUGCACUGCUCUGCACUAGAUCUCCCAGAGCAAAUAACAGAACAGGCUGAAAUCCAUUCUGUUCCACUGGAGGUAUUACACUCCCCAGAUCACUGUUUGCCAGUUGAACAGCGACUACAGGACCGCAGACGUUCCCCAAGAGUUCCAUGGUCUUCUGAUGCAGAUCCUUUAUCAGUGCAGCCUUGUCCUUCAGUGACGCUCCGGAGAAGGCAAUCCGUUCAUAAAGAGCAGGUUCAAUGCUCUUACGGACAUGUUUCUUCUCCUUCUCAGAAACAUCCAGGAUCAGGCACACAACAUUUCUCAUUCUGGCGCAGUUUUCCUCAAUGCUUUCAUUUUCAGAGACCGCAGGCUUUGAUUCAGAUGCUGGCCUGAAUUCUUCCAAAGCCUUGUCAUACUCUUCCAGGGCCUUCUCGAGUUCAUCACGCUCAAUGCUCCCUAUAAUGGCCUGAGCAAUCAUAUCAAUCCCUGCGAAUAACACCCCAAGUGUAACAGCGGCUAUGACCUCUGCUCCAAUUUGAUUAAAUGUUUCACUCAUGUCUGUUAGGAUAUUUAUGUUGUUAAUUAGCCAAACAAUUAGCUCAGUAACAACAACAGCAGUAGUGUCACGAUCACCAGUGAGAGUGCCUGUCAUUGCCAUCAGAGGGCACUCCAACCCGGACUACUAUUAUUGUCAAAGACUCCAUUACCCAUAACACACUGCCUGGUCUAUCUGCCAUGAUUGUUCACAGCUGUUUCUCAUUAUUCUCAUUAGCCCUGUUCGUUUCACCCUGUUACUCACUGCAAGGUUUUGUUAGUUGUUACACUGCAUCUCUGAGCAUUCUGUCUGGUUUCAUGUCUCUUGGUUUUUGGAUUUCUUGCCUGUCUUCUGGAUUACUCUUUUGCCUGUGUUCCCUGAUUUGUUUGCCUGUUUGGAUUGCCUGCCUGGAUAUUGACCUAUUGCCUGUUAUUUUGGAUUACGGUUCUGGAUUGUACCUCUAUUAAAGCUGCAUUUGGAUCUUCACUCAGUCUCGGAGCAGUUUCGUAACAAGUAGAAGCAAUGGCUGCAACAUCACAAACUGCAUGAAUAGCUGAUGAAACUAGUUGAAAGUCAGGGACGGACAGAGACAUGUUCUUCAGUUUCUUAUACAGCGCUGGCUCCAGCUUCUCCUUCAGCUUCUCAUCAAUCUUCAGCACUUCUGCCUGGAUCUCACGUAUACGUUGAAUGAUGACGUCACAGUUCUCCUUCAGAGUAGCGCUCUCGUUCAGGGCGAUCAGACUGAAUGACAAGCCUAAUUGCUUGUUCAGAGCCUCACUGGUUGGUUGGUCGCUCGGAAGUUGUUUUUCAUCAAUUCAUGAACCUCUUGACUUUUGCGGAUAAGCUUCUCCCUUCUCAUGUUCUUUAUAUUAGCAUCUUGAAAUAAAGAGAGAAACAAUUAUUUAGGAAUUUCACUAACACUGAUAUGAGUGACUAUGAUAAAUAUUGAUUAAUAAGAUUCCAUAUAUACUGCACAAGGCAACGCAGGCAUUGCAGAAGGUGAGCACGGACAUUGUUUGGCUAUAUUACAAAUAUAGGUAUGUUUUUGACAAUUCAGAGUUGCAGAUCUACAGUCUGCCUAAUGUAAGCAGUCACAUUACUCAGAAAAGCCACUCACAUUUCAGGACAGCCAGUGAAAAUCUUCAGUAUUUUAAGGAAACUAGCUCAAAACAGUAUUUUGACUUAACAGCACUUUGCAGUAUGCAAGACAUAUUUUUCACAAAUUACCAUGAAGAGACAAUGAUUGAGGCACAGACCUAUUGUCUGAAUAUUUUUCUGUGAAUUCGUACAGCUUGAUUCCUCAUGAAGCUCUACUCCCACUCCUAAACCCAACCAUCAGUAGGACAUGAAAAGAUCAUAAAAAGUACGAAUGACACUUUUAGAUGUCUUAUGUAAGUUUGGGUCAAGGGACCUGGGGGUUCACAAAUUCAAUUUAAGUGACAAUUCAAAAAAAAAAAAAAAACUCUCUUUAUACAUCUCAAGACCAAAACGUUUGUGUCUUCUCUUGUUCUUCCAGCCAUAUACAAUUCACAGCACGUGUUUUAUUUGUAAAUAUAUAUAUAUAUAUAUAUAUAUAUAUAUAUAUAUAUUUGGUCCCACUUUAUAUUAAGUGGCCUUAACUACUAUGUACUUACAUUUAAAUUAAUCAUUUGAUAAAAUGCACUUAUUGUGUACAUACAUGUUUUUACAUAGUACUUAUGUUUUAAAAACACCUGCAUGUAAUUACAUCUGUAAUUAAUUUCUGUAAUUACAUUUAUAAUUACACUGAUGACCCAUCCCUUACACCUUACCCCUACCCUUAAACCUACCCAUACCACCAAAGCUUUCCCUAACCUUACCCGUAUCCCACCUCAAUAGCAGCAAAAGUGUUUUGCAAUUCAAUAUGAACCCAAUAAGUACAUUGUACUUAUUUUUUGAUGUAAGUACAUAGUAGUUAAGGCCACUUAAUAUAAAGUGGGACCAAAUAUUUUUUAUAGUAAUAUUACUAUAAUAGUAAGGGAGAGAGAUGGAAGCUUUAUUUAGUGUGUCUGCUAAUUUGGGAAGAGUUUUUGUUCUGCUCUGAAAAACUAAAUCGUAACUGAAAAAUUAUCAAGUUAAAACUGGUUUUAUUCAUGUCAAAUAGUAUCAUCUAACUUCACUCAAUCAACAUAACUGGUUUUUAUGGGUUAAUUCUGGUAUAAAUAGCUCUGAAAGUUAACUAUUGCAGGUUAGCAUUUUUUACAGUGUACAUCAGUAUCAGCAUAAUGUCAUGGUGAUACAGCCGAUGAAUCGUAAAUGAAUAAAUCAGUUCAUACCACUGAAGGCAGUAAAAUAAAUGUCAGUUCACAGAUUCAGAAAUCUAAACAUUCUACAGCACUGAACACUGACACAGUCAUUAAACCAUCAUAUCGUUUAUAUUCAGUUACUCUAUUAGGGCCUCAUUGCUGAGGUCUCAUAGAAUUGAAAUGUGUUCAAAUAUCUGUUGGAGCCAAGUGGUCUGUACCAUCUGUCGGUUCUCCUGGGUGUUGCUGUACUUACUGCAUGGCAUUGUUCCCAGCUUUAACUUAGAUUAACGUAUUUGAUAUAUAAAAUAAAAUACAUUUAGGGAUUGUU
Molecule: messenger RNA, 4626 nt
Organism: Ctenopharyngodon idella (grass carp)
Lineage: Eukaryota; Metazoa; Chordata; Actinopteri; Cypriniformes; Xenocyprididae
Gene: rbm41
Product: RNA binding motif protein 41
Exons: 9
Coding region: 121-1308 (395 amino acids)
Biological process (GO): mRNA splicing, via spliceosome
Cellular component (GO): U12-type spliceosomal complex
Molecular function (GO): U12 snRNA binding; pre-mRNA intronic binding
Source: RefSeq, a predicted model, not a curated record